Messenger RNA from Amoebophrya sp. A120, 7555 nucleotides. NCBI's taxonomy places the organism in Eukaryota, Dinophyceae, Syndiniales, Amoebophryaceae. The record is from the annotation of a GenBank genome assembly.
CACCAGUGAAGAGGAAGGAGUAGUUCCUGCGUCGAAAGAAGUAGAUCAUGCGCAGGAACAACACACCGCGACUGUACGAACAGCUGAGAUAACGGCUGUGCAGCAAGUAGAGCCCCCGCAAGCCAUGGAAGUUGACAGUGUUACGCCUGCCGGCCGAGCGUCUGGUGCGGACGUAGUUCCUCCACCACAAGACGCGGCUGCCAUUUCCGAUAUCAAACAGCCAUCCCGCACUUCUGCAUUUUCCACGCCCUCCGCCCCAUCCCUUGAGGACAUCGAGGACGAGAAAACGAAAAGAGCCAUGACGGCGCUGCUGACACAAGUUCAGUACGUGCGAAAGUCAAUGGUCGAGCGGCUGGUGCUGCUCCGCGCCCGCAUGCGCCGUAUCGACGAAGCCGCGAAAGACGUGCACCAGCUUGCUGCCGAGAGCGGAACGGGGAUGUUUGCGGAAAUGGGGCUACUAGCCGGCGCGGGUGGGGGAGGAGCCGCGGCUUCGAAGCAAGACAAGCAAGACAACGGAAAUAGUAACCCUUCCGCAGGCGCUGGAAGUAAAAGCCAGAAGCAGAAACCAAAGCACAUACCCUCAGUUGGACACCAGCAGUCGCAGCAAUCCAAGCGGCGGACCCUUUCCGACGAAAUUUUAGAUGCGGGGCAGGAUGUGCGAAAGAAGAUUGUCGACGUGGAAGCAGCGUUGCAGGCUUUACUUCGUACUGGCAACAACAAACAGGCUGGCGGGAAGACCACCUUCCAAGACAUCGAAGCCACCACCGCGCACGCGAAGACCUUGCUCGCCGAACUGGGGAAGAAGUUGGUGAUUCCGGGGGAGGUGAAGGGGGAGAAAGAGAUGAAAACCUUCGUCGAUGCGUUAACAACAGCAGCAGCUGGCGCAUCUAAAGCGAAGGCAAAAGCAAAAGCGGAAAAUGGAGGAAAAGCGAAAGCAAAAGCCAAAGCUGGUGGGGGUGGUCCACCAUCCAUCUGGACCGUCUUGCAGGACCAUGUUCCGCUUUUGAAGGCCGAAAACCCCACUUGGGAGCUGCUGCAAGGCGGUACUAGUAGUACACCGUCUUACACGACGUUGGCCGCGUUGAGCAGCCCACAAGAGCAUUUGAUCCACCAGCAGGAACUUCUACCUCCGACGCCGCUGUCGUCUGCAGCAGCUGCGGCUAGUACCGACCCCGUUCUUGCGGGCGAAGCAGCUGCAGGAGCCCAACAGGCGGAGAACAUGAUCAAACCGCAGCAGAAAAAGAAGCCGAAGCUCUCCCCGCAGGAGCGCAAAGCGAUUGAGCUAAGGGAGAAGGAGGAGACGGACCGCAAAGCCUGGCGGGAUUUGUCCCGUUUGCUGGAAAAGAUUGUCCUGAAGAUCAUCUCCAAGCAUUUAGACCGCAUCGAGGACUUCGAGCUAUUGAAGAAUCUCAAGGAAGAAACGCAAAAACUCGUAAAACACGACCGGCUGUUUCUCGAUUUAUUACAGAAGAAGCGAACUACCACAUCAAAAGCGGCACCGGAAAAAAUAAAACUUGAGUUCUUGCAGGAGGAGUUUGAGGGGAGGAGCAAACUACUAGCUGAAACGAAACAGCUGCACGAAAAGGCCAAGUUGGAAUUCUUCGACCAACAACUGGACCCGCUCGCGGACCUCCACGAGCAAAUAUUCGCGGGCAUGGAGAAGAAGACGCAGGAGGGGGAGGGGAGUGUGGGCAACAGGUUUUUCUUCAUUUGGCGCACCAAAGUUCAGCUGGCGAAAAAGUGGGUGGAGGAGAUGGAAAACAACAUCGACUUCGUGCUGAAAGACCGGAACAUUGUGCUCGAAAUCAAGGAAUUACUCUCAAGUAGAGACAACGACAGCAGCUGGAGUGGAUCGGAUUUUGACCACAGUUCCGACACGUGUUCCACGGUGGAUUCCGUGGAAAUGAUGACCAUGCAGUUCGGACAGAUGUCCUUCGCGGCCGGCGGAGAUCAGCUGGUGUCGUGCGAGCCGGGAAAUAAAGCGACCGGAAGUUCUUGUUCUGCAGGCAAUAGCAAUGGAAAUGGAGGUGGUACUAUUGUUGACUCCGCGGCAGCAGCAGGUGGACAGGGAGGUACUACGAGUGGCAAAAAGAAAAAGCCAGGCGGUGGUGCUGGUGCCACUCCUGCGUCAACGUCUCAGCAGCUGCAAACAGGUGCUGCCCUCACACAGCAGUUGCUGCAGCAGAUUCCAGUGAUUACACUGGACCGCUUGAAAAAGACACUGCAGAUCGUGGAUGAAGCGCAGACUCGGUUGCGCAAGUUGAAGCAGCAGUUCCUGAUUCUAGACGACUUUUUCGGCGAGAUCGUGAAGAGCAAGGAGGGGAUCACGGAGAAGCUACGGGGGUUGGCGGAGAAGGCGCACCAGGAGCUAAAGCUACCGCUGAAGGAUUUGGAAAGGGGCGUGCAGGGCAAAGUGGAGGAGUUGGGCUCCAAAUUGAAAAGCUUGAACAUUUCAGUCGAGCUGCCUGGGACUAAUAUUACAACGAGGGAAGCUGCUGAUGUCCAGGAACAAUCAGCCCAACAAGCUGCUCAACAGGCUCAGCAAUCGAAGAAAAAGGACAAACAGCAACGACCGGCGCAACAAGCCGCUUCGUUGCAAGAAUCAUCUGUGAUGACGUCGCAGCAUCCUGCUCCUUCUGCGCAGCCAAAGACGAAGGGAAAGACAAAACAAAACACUGCAUUUUUGGCUCCGCGGAACGAUACAGCAACCUUAGCAGGGGCUUUUUAUCAUGAGCCAGCUCCUGUAGCAGAACCCUACAUUCCGGAAAUGAAGGAGUACCCUGAGCUAGGUGCUGCGGUCACGGCUUCUGUAGCACAGCCGGCCGGAACAAUUUUCGGUCGCCGGAAGAGCACGGCUAAAAGCUCGGAAAGUUCGCCGGCUGAUCCGGAAGGGAAUGAAGAGAGGCAGCCUGUGGAAUUGAACCUUCCAGCGGGGGUGACUGAGAAAAAGAAAAAGCAGAAGAAAAAAAAGAGUAAAGCUACAGACGAAGCUGUUACUGGCUCGCAGACGAAUGCAACAGUAGAAGUCCUCCCGGAGCAGCCGCCCGAGACUAUUCUAGCAGGACGUCUUGCCCAGCUCUCCCUUUCAGAUCCUGCAGCGGACAAAACAACGGGAAAAAUCGAAACGAUCAUUCCCGAUAAAAGUGCGUCUUCUGUUAGAGCCGACGAAGCAGGGCCAGAACAGCAACUUGCAGGAGAGCCUCAAGUAGUUCUGGCGACGAUGUCUGAUCAUGUUCCUAUUGUUUCAUCAUCAGUGCCAGCACAUUCUCCAAAGCCCCCGGCUGUAGUCAGGCCGAUAUUAACUACUCCCCAUCCACUGCCGAAAACCAAGUCCAAAACCCUUCUGCCGGAGCGAUUUUUGGCAACUCUUCUAAACGAGAAUCACCUGUCGGAAAAGCAACACCAGGAAAUCAAGACUGUGGUAAAGCAGAUGGAGCAGUUCCUUUUCGUCACUUUCGAUGAGAUGUUUGGCGAGGACAGCUCGGUGUUUCUACAAACCGAGGAGGACCGCGUAAAGCUUUCUCACACGCGCCUGCACUUCCGGAACACGAUGGAGUACAGGAAGCAGAUGGAGUAUCAGCUGCAGUUGUUAGAAAGCGAGAAGGAAAUGAACCUGCAGUCGUCUGUAACGAACAGCAACCCGUUUGUUCUUGGAGGUGCGGCUCGAGCAGGUGGAGCAAAUAAUGCAAAGCCGAAUCAACAAAGUCCGAGUGAAAUAAACCAGAGGGCCGCGGGGUCUGUUCUACUUCCCGUUGGCGCGCAAUCUACUUCUCCAGGACCACAUCAAGGCAUGUUACAACCCAGUAGCAGUGCAACAGCCCCGUUUGCGCUUUUCGAGGAUUUGCAGCCCAUUGACUACUUGGCGGCCGCGACGGAUCUGCGGUUGAAGCAACAACAGAUGCAACAAGCAGAGGCAGCCUCUGGAACUACAACACCGACCGGUGGUAAGAGAAGAAAGGGAAAGAGCAAAGCCACCGCCACUGGGCAGCAACAGCAGCAGCAGCUCAGUGUUGACACGAUAAACUUAGCUUCGCAAGCACACGAUUUUGCAGACCAAUCAGGAGAGAUGAUUCCCGUGAACAAGAUUCGCACCGAGAAAUGCACCUCGAGUCUGGAAUUAAGCAAAAAAGUCCUCGAUCAUUUGCCGCCGGAAAAGAUGAAAUACCUACACAUGCUGCUGAUUCGCGUGGCGCAGGGGCACUACGGGAUGAUGGACCAACAGCAGCACAACCCGUACAAUCCAAACGCACACCACCAGAAGUGGGCGGAGUUGUUCCUGUGGCUGAAAAGUUUGAACAUUCUGUACAUCGAGGAAUUUCUGCUCCUAGUGCAGCGGCAGGAGUUAAAACUCACCAAGGAGCUGUAUUCCUCCUACCAGAAGCACUUUCUGCUCUUGCCGAAAGGCAGCGUCGCGCAGGAAACCGUGGUCGCGAAGCAUUUUGACUUGGAUCUCACCCUCUAUCUGAACGAUAACCGGGGCGCACUGGUGCACAUUUGGCGAAAAAUUUACACCGCGAUGAAGCACUGGGACCGGGUCGUUUUGGAUGUGACAAAAUCCGAAAGAUUUGAGGAGGCCUUUCAGUCCGUGACGUCCUUCCGCUUCCUGCACGAAUCCCAGUCGCCGUCGAGCUUCACGAUCGACAUGUCCCUCGUGUCGGUACACGAGCUGGUCUUGGAGAACAGCAGUAGUAACGAUCAUGAUAAAAUAGGAAUGCGCAGUAAAUGUAAAAUAAGUGGCACUUCUUCUACUCCUACAACAGCUACACCCUUGAUAGCGCCAGAAGCUUACUUCCCCUUGUACCCGCAACUCGCGCUCGCGAUGCAAAAGCCGGGCGAUGGCACCACCCAAAUAUUGAACCCGUUGCAGCAGGCGGUCGAAGGACAUCGGAAAGUCGCGGACCGGGACGUGUUACUGAAGGGAUUGCUGAAAAAGCUCCGCCCGAACGUCCAGCAGACGAUCAUCUUGGCAAAGAGGUGGUACAAGGAGCGCAUUGCGGUGCUGGGGGACAGCACGACCGGACUGAAUUCGAUUUCUAUCGCGUUUUUGGUCCUGUACACACUGGAGAAAUUGUGGGAAGCCGGGAAAAUCGACCACAGGCUCGUUUUGCCAGAACAGCCAAAAGCGGCCGCUGCGGCGGGAGUAGAGUUCUCGCCGGUAAAAAUUCCCAAAGUCGAUUCCGGGUUUGUUAUCGGCGUGCUAUUCUACGAGUUCCUGGGCGUGUUAGCAAAGCAGUUUGAGCUGUUCACCAUCGAGGGCAUGAGGCUGAAAUUGAGACUCAAGGUGUUUAGAAGUGGUACAACAAGAACAUCUGACGGCCCAGAGGCAGGAAAUUUUGGGGAGGCGGCGGCGGAAGGUACUUUUACCAAGCAUCAACUUCCCUACACCUUCGACGUGAAACAAGUGGAGAAGAUCCAGAAGAACCCAGCGUUGCAAAAUCGCGACGCCAACCAAGCGCCGUUCUUCCUGAUCGAUCCGGAUUCCAUCAACAAGCCGGAAGACCACCAGCACACGCUGCAACUUUCCGAUCAAUUUUACAACACCGCGACCGCGGAAAUCGGCACGGUGGCGAAGAUUACGACCGUCGGGAACCAACACCCACCCUACGUCGCGGAAACGGAUUACGUGCAGAAAGUCCAGGUCGCGUAUACUAGCAGUAGUGCAAGAACGACUGGAACAAGUGGAACCGCUGGAGCGCCUCCUGCUCCCCCAACGACGAGGAUGCAGGACCAUGACAUCGAGGAAUUGACGACGUCUCGACUAUUCCAAGUGAAGCAGGGCAUUCCUAUAAGCGGCGAAGCAAACAACGUAGGAGUAGGACAUCAAUCCACCGGGCUGCCGCUGUUUGUCGUGGUCACAAGCAGCAGUAUGCAGGAUCAUCACACUUCUCUCACAAUGGAUCAUAUUCACCCAGGGGAUGGAAUCUCGACGACUUCUGUCGCGGGCAUGCUGGGCCUCGGGUCGGUGCUGCAAGUGUUCAGCCUGACGCGCGGAGAGGAGCUACACACGGAUAUUCUGCCGUUUCCCGAUGCUGUCAAGGUGCGGGUGGUCGAGGCAGUGGUGCCCGACGAAGCUGGUACUGGUGUAAUGGGCACUGCUACAAUAGACGACGGUAGUGCUCAUGGUGCUUUUUAUCAGGGCGGGACCACUUUUGAAAAUGCAGCUGCGCCUGCCGGGUGGGCGGCCUGGCCGGCAGCGACUGCUGCGCACGAGCAAGCAACAACGACGACGACCCAUCAUGCCUUGAACCCUGCCGCCGCGGAAUUUCAGCCAGGCCAAGCGAUUUACCAGCAUCCACAGCAAGAAGCGGAAUUACUCGCACCUCAGCCAAAGAUGCUCAAUGACCAGCUGUACGGGGUGGUUGGCUGGGUCGCGAGAACUGCGUUGGAAAAGUUUGUAAAAGAAAAGGAAGUAGAUGACCAAGAUCACUUCCUCGCCGGAACAGCAGGCAGUGCCUCCUCUGCGUCUCUGCACUACCUGCAGCAGCAACGUGGACGGAAUCUGGUCCGGGCGAAAUUCGAUUUUGCUAAAUUCAGACAGAUGUAUUUGCACGCGAUGACAACCCGGGGGAACAUCCUAGAAUUCUUCGCCACACAGUCCGGCCGCGUCGACGUCGUGGCUGAUGAAGCUGCUGUGCCCCCACAACCUUCUCAGGGCGACUUGACAGCGUCACAGAUUCUUGAGAACCAACAACAAGCCUUCUACCACUCUAUCGAGCUGGCGUUGGAACUCUCGCCGCCUUACUUGCACAAAGAGGACGUUGCGGAGCUGUCAGACUUCAAAGAAUUCCAGGGUCUAAACGAACGACUGGGCGGGAAGUUGCUGAAAAAGUGGUCGGAAUACGGAAAAGGGAUUCACGUGAAUCCCGUUUUGUUGCUAAGAGAGGACUUGAAGAAGAUGGAGUUGAACGAGCAGCAAACUGGAGGACAGCAUCAAGCUUUACCUGCACCCGCAGCUUAUGGAGCCCCUGUUCCUCAUGAUAGUGCAGAAGGAGUGCAACAACGAGAUGCUACCGGUUCUGUAUUGACUUCCAAUCGUCCUGGCGACGAGGAAUUAUACAGUGAAAACGACGAAGAACUCGAUCUCACCGAAGGGGUGGACCACGCAGCAGAAACAGCAGAAGCAAUCGAAGCACGAGAAAUCGCGGAAGGGUUUGAGGCGAAACUCAAAGCCAUUCUGAACCCACCUGCUUUGCCGCAUGGAGGAGUGUUGAGACUCAACCGAGAAAUGACGUUAAACAACCCGAGAUGGCGUUUCUGGACGCAAUUGGCAAAGGAAGAAAAAAGCCGUGUGGAAUUUGUCAAAAGCUGUAAGAGAGACUACGGGCGGAAUUUUUAUCCAGAAGUAGUCGAUGAUGGAUUUCAGGCAGCUGAAGACAAUCCUUUCUGCGACGACGACGGAUCAGAGGUGGAAAUUGCACAGCAUGAUCAGCUUGUCACGCCGUCCUGGGGGUUCCGCCUUCACUUGUUGUCCCAGAGUUUGAUUCAAAGCGAAGAGGGAGUGAGGGGCAGCUGCCACCCCGAUAGUUCGACGGAGAUGGCGCUGUUGCGUUGCUAG